Molecule: messenger RNA, 1067 nt
Organism: Ochotona curzoniae (black-lipped pika)
Lineage: Eukaryota; Metazoa; Chordata; Mammalia; Lagomorpha; Ochotonidae
Gene: CD8A
Product: CD8a molecule
Exons: 6
Coding region: 83-805 (240 amino acids)
Source: RefSeq, a predicted model, not a curated record
CCGCCCCCAGGGCGCAACUCCCCGGGGUGUGUAUGUGUGUGUCAGGUGCCCCACGCACCUCCUGCGCGCCUGCCCUAGCGUCAUGGCCUCACCAGCGACUGCCCUGUUCUUGCCGCUGACCCUGUUGCUGCAAGUCGCUGCGGCGUUCCGGCAAAGCCAGUUUCGGAUGUCGCCUUCCAAGCUGGAGGUGCGUCCGGGGGAGAGCGUGAAACUGAGCUGUGAGGUGUUGCUGCCCAACGCGGGAUCAACCUGCUCGUGGGUGUUCCAGCCGCGCGAAGUCGGAGCCAGUCCCAUCUUCCUGCUGUACAUCGGUGCAAAUGGCCUUACUAGGCUGGCCAGCGAUCUGGAUCGCGAGGAGAUCUCUGGCGGGCGCGAGCGCGAGAAAGUCUUCGUCCUCAAUUUGAACAAGUUCCAAGAGAAAAACCAAGGCUACUACUUCUGCUCGGUUGUGGGCAGCCCCGACUUGCAUUUCAGUCCCUACAUUCCUGUCUUCCUGCCAGCCAAGCCCACCACGAGGCCGACGCCACGACCGACCACGCGGGCGCGCAUCACCGAAUUGCAGCCCCGGACUCCGCGCCCAGAGUUUUGCCGGCCCUCCGGGGGCGCCGUAGGGGACUCGAAGGGGCUGGACCUCACCUGUGACAUUUACAUCUGGGCGCCUUUGGCCGGGACCUGCGCGGUUCUUCUGCUGUCCCUGAUUAUCACCAUCAUCUGCAAUCGCAGGAAGCCACGGCGCGUCUGCAAAUGUCCCAGGCCCGUGGUGAGACCAGGAGGCAAGACGAACAAGUCUGACGGAAUCGUGUAACACGUGAUGGGCCCACGCGACAGCCACUACAUUUCAAGCUGAGAGCUCUCUUUUACAAGGGGAGCAAGUCCUUGUCCUUCUUUCCCUGUCCACCCCGCCAUGUAUCCAUUGCUGUUAUUUCAGUAAGGGUGGGUGGUGGGAAGGGUUAUGCUAUGUGUUUACUCUCAUGGCUGCUGUGCACACAUACUGACUGCAGUCAAGGGUGGGGAGAGGCAGGUCAGAGCCAUCCAGGCAGGAGCUGUGUUCUCAGAAGCAUGACGGG